GACUGCCAGGCGCGAUGGCACUGUUCGGCGUCAGGGUGGUGGAGCUGGCCGGCCUAGCCCCGGGUCCGUUCUGCGGCUUAGUGCUGGCGGACUUCGGGGCGCAGGUGGUGCGCGUGGACCGUCCCAACACCUCCGGCGAUGUGAGUGGCCUGGCUCGGGGCAAGCGCUCUCUGGUGCUGGACCUGAAGCGGCCGCAGGGAGUGGCGGUGCUGCGGCGCCUGUGCGCGCAGGUCGACGUGCUGCUGGAGCCCUUCCGCCCCGGUGUCAUGGAGAAACUCCAGCUUGGGCCACAGAUUCUGCUGCAGGAAAAUCCAAAGCUUAUCUAUGCCAGGCUGAGUGGAUUUGGCCAGUCAGGAAGAUUCUCUAAGGUUGCUGGCCAUGACAUCAACUACUUGGCUUUGUCAGGUGUUCUGUCAAAAAUUGGCAGAAGUGGUGAGAAUCCAUGCCCGCUGAAUCUCCUGGCGGAUUUUGCUGGUGGUGGCCUCAUGUGUGCACUGGGGAUUGUAAUGGCUCUCUUUGAACGCACGCGCUCUGGCAAAGGCCAGGUCAUCGAUGUAAGCAUGGUGGAAGGAACAGCAUAUCUAAGUUCUUUUCUAUGGAAAACUCAAAAACUGGGACUGUGGGAUCAGCCUCGAGGUCAGAACCUGUUAGAUGGUGGAGCACCUUUCUACACAACCUACAGGACUUCAGAUGGGCAGUACAUGGCUGUCGGAGCAGUAGAACCCCCAUUCUAUCAGCUGCUGGUCAAAGGACUUGGACUAAAGUCUGAUGAACUUCCUAGCCAGAUGAGCACAACCAAUUGGCCAGAAAUGAAGAAGAAAUUUGCAGAUGUGUUUUCAAAGAAGUCCAAAGCAGAGUGGUGCCAGAUCUUUGAUGGCACAGAUGCAUGUGUAACCCCGGUCCUGACCUUUGAAGAGGCUCUCCAUCACGACCAUAACAGAGAACGGGGCUCAUUUGUCACUGACGAGGAGCAGCAUGUGAGUCCCCGCCCUGCACCUUUGCUGUUCAGCACCCCAGCUGUCCCGUCUACCAAAAGGAAUCCUUUUAUAGGAGAACACACUGAAGAGAUCCUUAAAGAAUUAGGGUUCAACCAGAAAGAGAUUGAUCAGCUCCACUCAGAUAGAAUCAUUGAAAGUAAUAAGCCAAAAGCUAAUCUCUAACUUCUAGGCUCACAGCUCAAAUGAAUUUGAGUGUUGCAUUUUCACUGCAGAAUGACACAUACAAUUAAUUGUGUGCAUGGAAAUAUGGAAGAAUGGUAAUGAGGUGAUCCAACUAUUGUAACAAUGAAGGACUGAUUAUACAAUCAUGAUAGCAUUCUGAAAAUGGUUAUCAGAGCAUUUCAUUUAGGAAUUUUUUGUGCAUAUCUAUUAACUUGUGGCAAUUUUUUC
Messenger RNA from Castor canadensis (American beaver), 1388 nucleotides. RefSeq names its product alpha-methylacyl-CoA racemase (gene Amacr). Gene Ontology annotation, molecular function: alpha-methylacyl-CoA racemase activity. NCBI's taxonomy places the organism in Eukaryota, Metazoa, Chordata, Mammalia, Rodentia, Castoridae. The record is from RefSeq and is a predicted model, not a curated record. Gene Ontology annotation, biological process: bile acid metabolic process. Gene Ontology annotation, cellular component: mitochondrion.